GCAUCAUAUAUAUGAGUGUGUACAAAAUAUGUAAAGAAAAAUGUGUACAAACAUCUCUAGAAAAUUGAAGUACAUCUGGGUCUGGGUAGUGGGCUGAAUAGUUUGAAUGUGUGUUGCGGGACAACCUUGGGCACUAUUUAUCAAAGCUGUAUCGUGUUUUGGCCGAACAAACAAUUGCGUGCUGUUACUGUUUCCACUUUCCAUCGUCCGAACAGACUGGUCGGCUCACUCUUAAGUGCAGAGAAAUGGCAAAAGGUCUUAUAUGGGCAACAGCAGAGGAUUUGGCAAGGAAUAGAGGACGAGUUCUGUCUCUCUAUCGCCAGAUAUUGAGGAGCCUCAACUCCCCAAAUUUGGCUCUCACUUUAGCCGCAAGACUGGCUAAGAAAGCAGAGGCUCGUGCUAUUUUCAUGCUGGGUUCUGAGGAGAGAUCCCUGCAUAACAUCGAUGACCUUAUUGACACUGCUGAGUACUCUCUUUCCCUUCUAAGAAAAGGUGAAAUCCCCAAAUACAUACAAUGAGUAAGUUAUCUCCUGCCAUCUGUUUGCGCUUGGAACUCUCUUUAUCUCUCCUACACACACAUGGAACAAACUCAAUUUUAUUUUUUUUUAAUGAAUACAUACAUGGAACAAACUCAUGUUGAUGAACCAGUUUGAUGUGACAUCUCAUUUCUACCGGUUAACUGAAACCAAAACUUCAGUCCUUUGUUAGUGAUACAUGAAUCUAUUGUUUCUUAUGCACCCAUAUACAGCUAUAAGUUAGCCAAACAAUUCUCAAAUCCUUUCUUUAGUUCUA
Messenger RNA from Alnus glutinosa, 792 nucleotides. RefSeq lists its product as uncharacterized. The record is from RefSeq and is a predicted model, not a curated record. The transcript is spliced from 2 exons. Bases 246 to 518 code for a protein of 90 amino acids. Lineage: Eukaryota; Viridiplantae; Streptophyta; Magnoliopsida; Fagales; Betulaceae.